Molecule: messenger RNA, 1651 nt
Organism: Trametes versicolor FP-101664 SS1
Lineage: Eukaryota; Fungi; Basidiomycota; Agaricomycetes; Polyporales; Polyporaceae
Exons: 7
Coding region: 45-1097 (350 amino acids)
Source: RefSeq, a predicted model, not a curated record
UACUGUCGCACCUAGUCUUCUCGUCCCGCAGACGCCGUGCAGACAUGUCCGCCGAAGAGACUUUCCCGCUAGCCAGAGCUGAGCUCAUAGCGCUGUUUCUCGAGUCGAUGAUGUUUGGGGCGUUCACGGUGCUCUAUGCCAUCGCCAUCUGGAUUCUGCUAUACAGGGAGAAGGUCCGGGGCAGAUCUACACUCAACAGGGCGCUCUUCGGUACCACAACAAUCAUGUGGUUGCUCUCUGUCGCGCAUCUUGCGAUAGAUGUCACGCGUGCUAUUAAGGGCUUUGUGGAGUGGGGCGGGUCGCCGAACGGGACCAACGACUUCUACGCACGGAUCAGCGACCCGACUUUCGUCGCGAAGAACGUCGUCUACAUCACCAUGACCCUCGUUGCGGACUUCUUCGUCACGUACCGGUUGUUCGUUGUGUGGGGUCGUGUCUGGUGGAUCCUCAUUGGGCCUUGCAUCUUGCUCCUCGCGACCGCAGUGGCCGGGUACGGCGCUUGUGUGGAGAUUGGCCUGGCGCAGGAAGGCAACGCCAUCUUCGCGGACAACCUUCAGCCGUGGAUCCGUGCAUUCUUCUCGCUGUCUUUGACCACCAACCUAUUGGCUACCUUGCUGAUCGCCGCGCGCAUCAUGUGGUCGAACCGGCGUGUGCGCAAGUACCGUGCUAACGGGGCAGCUGUGGGCUCCCACUGGGAGGUCGUCGAGACGAUGAUCCAGUCCGCCGCCGUCUACUCCGCCGCGCUCGCUUCACUCUUGGGCACGUACCUUGCUGGCUCGAACGCACAGUACAUCUGCGUCGACAUUCUGCAGCCCCUCAUCGGUGUGGUGUUCACGCUCAUCAUCAUCCGUGUCGGACUCGGGUACACCAUGAACGACUCCGUCAGUGGUGGCGGUGCGGGCGGGAACAUCUCCGACCGUGCGGGUCCUGCCUCGCACCUGCAGACCAUUGGUGGACACGCCUACCCUCUCCAGCCGGUCGCGAUCAAUGUCUCCGUCAGCCGCACGCACGAUCGGGCGAGCUUCGAUGGCUUCGACCAGAAGGGCGUCCGGCAGGACAUCAGUGACGUCGAGAGCGGCAAGGCACCAUCGGAGUGAGAGCGACUCGCUCGCCCACCUACAGCAUCCGCCCCCUUCCGAGCUUCGACGGAGCGCGAUUGAAUACUAGGUUGUAUUUAUCUCCGCUGCAGCCGGGGCGCGCGCUCCGAAGGGGGCACAUCGCGCCGCGCUCGAAUCCUGUACGAUAGGUGAUGCAUGCGGGCGGGGCUACCUCCUCACCCCGCCCGCCGCGCCGCUGUCAGUGUCUAUACCAAAACCUUCACUGGAUGCCGCCGUCUCUCCCCUCUCUCGCCGUUGCGUCGGCUGGCCUCCGUCCGCUCGUUUCGUUCAUCGCUUUGUAUCCGUUCUUUCUGCAACACACUCUGGCUUCACGCUUGCCCAUCGUCGUAUCCUUUAGUCGCUCAUGCUGUGGCAUUUCCGCUCUCAGUGUAUCACCCCAACUCUUUCAGCGCAUGGCGCGCGUCGAUGAGCACUUCGAGGGCCUCGACGCGUAGGAUCGCGCAUUCGUAGUGUAGAUAUUGACGAACCAUACGUGUUAGAGUUAAUUGUAGAGAUAGGGAACAUACACGCCGUUAACGUAACUUGCCUCUAAU